AUGCCAGCAAAACCUCACUCCAGACGCUACAUGGCGUCACUGCAGAUUGAUAGGCAGUAUGUGUGUGGAGGCUUUCUGGUGCGAGAAGACUUUGUUUUGACAGCUGCCCAUUAUUACAAAGACAGAGCUCUCGCUGUGGUUUUGGGUGCCCACAAUUUAACAGCCAUGGAAAAAUCACAGCAGAAGAUUGAAGUAAAAGAAUUCUACAAGCACAAACUGAUUUCGCUGAACAAAUACGACUUUGAUGUCAUGUUACCGAAGGUAUUUAUUGACAGUUUUGCAUGGCACUUGCCAUUCAAGCAGUAUGUCAGAUUAGUUUAUUUAUUCAGACUUCCUGGGUUCUGUGGCAAAAUUCAUACAUUUCCUAUCAAUUUUGUCAAAAUUCAAAUGUCUAAAUGUUUUUUUUCCCCCCAAUAUUCCAGUUGACAUUUAACAUCCUUUACAUUUUAUUAUAAAAUCUUCCUGCAUUUCCAGCCUAUGACUUUCCAUCAGCUCUGGAAAUUAUGUUUCAGAGCUGCUCUGUAAAAUAAUAACUGGGGAGGUAUAUAUCUGAUUUUGUUUCCUUACUGUUUUUUUUCUUUUGUUAAAUAGCUUGCUAAAAAUGCCACUCUGAAUAAGAAGGUGAAAUUGAUAGGGAUCCCCAAGAAAUAGGGAGAUGUUCCAGCCAAGACUAAAUGCCCUGUAGCAGGCUGGGGUAAGACGCAUAUCACUGGAGGAGCUGAAAAUGUUCUUCAGGAAGUAACUGUAAUCACAGAAAACAGAAAAGACUGCAAAAGGGUGUGGAAAGACUAUGUGAAUUGCUCUUUUGUGCAAUACAAAAGCACAAGGAAUUGCUGCAUUCAUAGGACAAAACUGUGAGGAUCGCAGGUACCUGCAGGUUUACAUGAAAAUCACAAGCUUUAUUCCAUGGAUAAAAGAAAUAAUGGAAUAGUUACACGUAAAACGGAUGGAUAACAAAAUGUUGAGAGUACUUUUGGAACAUAAUAGAGAUGUGGAAACACUAUAAAGCAUUUCCAAAAUUGUACUGAUUGUUUAAUUAAAAAUGUCAAUUUGAAUUCUUUCUUUGGUUUUGCAAG
This is a messenger RNA of Polyodon spathula (Mississippi paddlefish), 1076 nucleotides long. RefSeq names its product granzyme B-like. The record is from RefSeq and is a predicted model, not a curated record. Gene Ontology annotation, molecular function: serine-type endopeptidase activity. Bases 1 to 426 code for a protein of 141 amino acids. The transcript has 3 exons. Gene Ontology annotation, biological process: proteolysis. Lineage: Eukaryota; Metazoa; Chordata; Actinopteri; Acipenseriformes; Polyodontidae.